Molecule: messenger RNA, 489 nt
Organism: Meyerozyma guilliermondii ATCC 6260
Lineage: Eukaryota; Fungi; Ascomycota; Pichiomycetes; Serinales; Debaryomycetaceae
Exons: 1
Coding region: 1-489 (162 amino acids)
Source: RefSeq, a predicted model, not a curated record
AUGUUGGCACGGUGUGUAAAAAACGAAUUUGCCGCCACCGUGCGUGCUCAGCGCUUGAGGACCGUUCGCAGAACAUACGCCUCUAGCUCAGAAAGCCACAGUGCUCCCAAAAAGGAAUUCGAAGUUAGCAUCACCAAGAUUUUCGGAGUCGCUGCUUUGGCUGGCGGAGUUUAUGUUUACAGAGGAAUGGACGAACGGGACGAACCCAUCGUCAAGACCGCUUUGUAUAAGGAGGUGGAGGACCGUACGCAUUUGCGGGACGAAAACUACCUCGAAAGAUACAAGGCUUCGUUCAUCAAGUCAUAUAUGAGAGACAAAGGUGGAAUAGGCCAAAGACAAUAUAGAAGACAAAGUGACGGCGCGGUUCCUUCGACGUUGAUUCCCGCCCAUUCGCCAUACGGAAACCAGUUUGGCGCAGGUAUAAAGACCGCCGAGUUGGGGCCUCGUAAGGAGCGCAUUCGGCUCUAUGCUCCAUUGGAGAACAAGUAG